This is a messenger RNA of Chinchilla lanigera (long-tailed chinchilla), 2535 nucleotides long. RefSeq names its product radixin (gene Rdx). The record is from RefSeq and is a predicted model, not a curated record. Gene Ontology annotation, cellular component: filopodium; adherens junction; microvillus. Lineage: Eukaryota; Metazoa; Chordata; Mammalia; Rodentia; Chinchillidae. Gene Ontology annotation, biological process: positive regulation of protein localization to early endosome; regulation of cell shape; positive regulation of early endosome to late endosome transport. Gene Ontology annotation, molecular function: cell adhesion molecule binding; actin binding. Bases 119 to 1933 code for a protein of 604 amino acids. The transcript has 16 exons.
ACUGCCUGUGAGCUCACCAUCCUCCUGCUUCAUUCUCCCAAGUGCUGGGUUACAGAAGAUAACAGGAUUUAUAUCCGUGAAGAUUUUUUUAAAAGACUGUAACAGAAAAAGAAGGAAAAUGCCGAAACCAAUCAAUGUAAGAGUAACUACAAUGGACGCUGAGUUGGAAUUUGCCAUUCAGCCUAAUACAACUGGGAAACAACUUUUUGAUCAGGUGGUGAAAACAGUUGGUUUGCGUGAGGUCUGGUUUUUUGGCCUGCAGUAUGUUGAUAGCAAAGGUUAUUCUACAUGGCUUAAACUAAAUAAAAAGGUGACACAGCAAGAUGUUAAAAAAGAGAAUCCUUUACAGUUCAAGUUUAGAGCUAAAUUCUUUCCUGAAGAUGUUUCUGAAGAAUUAAUUCAAGAGAUAACCCAAAGACUUUUUUUCUUGCAAGUUAAAGAAGCCAUCUUAAACGAUGAGAUAUAUUGCCCACCAGAAACUGCAGUUCUUUUGGCUUCCUAUGCUGUCCAAGCUAAAUACGGAGAUUAUAAUAAGGAGAUUCAUAAACCAGGCUACCUGGCUAAUGAUAGACUACUACCCCAGCGUGUUUUGGAACAACACAAACUGACAAAAGAGCAGUGGGAAGAAAGAAUACAGAACUGGCAUGAAGAACACAGAGGAAUGCUAAGGGAAGAUUCAAUGAUGGAAUACUUGAAGAUUGCACAAGAUCUAGAAAUGUAUGGUGUCAACUAUUUUGAAAUAAAAAAUAAAAAGGGUACUGAAUUGUGGCUAGGUGUUGACGCUUUGGGCCUGAAUAUCUAUGAGCAUGACGACAAGUUAACACCAAAAAUUGGCUUUCCCUGGAGUGAAAUCAGAAAUAUUUCAUUUAAUGACAAAAAAUUUGUUAUAAAGCCAAUAGACAAAAAGGCACCUGAUUUUGUUUUUUAUGCACCUCGUUUGAGAAUCAAUAAGAGGAUUUUGGCCUUAUGCAUGGGAAACCAUGAACUAUACAUGAGAAGAAGGAAGCCUGACACCAUUGAAGUACAACAGAUGAAGGCUCAGGCUCGGGAGGAGAAACACCAGAAGCAGCUGGAAAGGGCACAAUUAGAGAAUGAAAAGAAGAAAAGAGAAAUAGCAGAAAAGGAAAAGGAAAGAAUAGAACGUGAAAAGGAAGAGCUGAUGGAACGUCUAAGGCAAAUUGAAGAACAGACAAUGAAAGCCCAAAAAGAACUAGAAGAACAGACUCGAAAAGCUCUGGAAUUGGAUCAGGAACGAAAACGAGCAAAAGAAGAAGCAGAAAGGCUAGAAAAAGAGCGUCGAGCUGCUGAAGAGGCCAAGUCUGCUAUAGCAAAACAAGCUGCCGACCAGCUGAAAAAUCAGGAACAGCUGGCAGCAGAACUUGCCGAAUUCACUGCCAAGAUUGCACUUCUAGAAGAAGCCAAGAAGAAAAAGGAAGAGGAAGCUACUGAAUGGCAACACAAAGCUUUUGCAGCCCAGGAAGACUUGGAAAAGACCAAAGAAGAGUUAAAAACUGUAAUGUCUGCCCCACCUCCGCCUCCACCACCACCAGUCGUUCCUCCUACAGAAAAUGAGCAUGAUGAACAUGAUGAGAAUAAUGCUGAGGCUAGUGCUGAAUUGUCAAACGAAGGAGUACUGAACCACAGGAGUGAGGAGGAGCGUGUAACGGAAACACAGAAAAACGAGCGCGUGAAGAAGCAACUUCAGGCAUUAAGUUCAGAGUUAGCCCAAGCCAGAGAUGAAACCAAGAAAACACAAAAUGAUGUUCUUCAUGCUGAGAAUGUUAAAGCAGGCCGUGAUAAGUACAAGACUCUUCGACAGAUUCGACAAGGCAAUACAAAGCAGCGUAUUGAUGAGUUUGAAGCAAUGUGGGGACCCAAACUGUAUGCAUUGUUCCAGAUGCGCUCUUGCCAAAGCAGUAUAAAGCAAAUGUAACAGGACAAGGCUCCCUCUCUCUAGGUCCCUGACGACUGACACAUGGCGAACUUUAGGAUAAGGACGUACCAAGACCGUCCUGGGGUUUCGAAUGCCUGCCUCCCCUUGAGUCUGGAAUCGCAGCUGGAACUUGAUGGACUGGCAUUCCCUGCACCGUGGCUCUUGCUGAUGGCCCCCUCUCAUCUCUUGGCUGUUGGGUUUCCCUUUGUCGCUACUUCUCUUUCUGAACUCCUCUUGAUGGGCUUUCCUAGGGACAGACUUUAGGACGGUGACCCAGGACUGGGGACUUCUGCACUGCGUUCUGCGGCCCCGAGGCAUCAUCCCCCAAACAUACACCUGAAGGCAUCAGCUUCUGAGAACCCACUUUCUUCUGCAUGACUAGCUUGUAAGGAGGAACGUAUGGAGAGAACUUUCAGGAGUUUUCCAUUUUCGCAAAAUGUAUGUGACUGAUCUUUGGCUUUGCUCUGAGAGCAGCCUCGCUGGCGUACGGCUCUGUGUCCAUGUGCUGUGGAAUCUGCAGAAAUUGGUGCGACACGACCUUUCUUGUCUGGGCUGUUUGUACAAUUGUAUAUAACUGUAGCAAUAAAUACAUUCUAACAUCA